This is a messenger RNA of Sinocyclocheilus rhinocerous, 2366 nucleotides long. Its product is annotated as zinc finger and BTB domain-containing protein 18-like. Gene Ontology annotation, biological process: regulation of transcription by RNA polymerase II. Gene Ontology annotation, molecular function: DNA-binding transcription factor activity, RNA polymerase II-specific; protein binding. Lineage: Eukaryota; Metazoa; Chordata; Actinopteri; Cypriniformes; Cyprinidae. Gene Ontology annotation, cellular component: nucleus. The record is from RefSeq and is a predicted model, not a curated record. Bases 535 to 2136 code for a protein of 533 amino acids. The transcript is spliced from 2 exons.
AUUUGGAAUAGGUUUAAGCGGCCGUCUCGUUGUCCCCGUGCCCGUAUCUCUCCGCAGCGCACCUGUUCUUCACCGCUGCUCGGUCCGUGACUACAGUACCCACGUAACAUUGCGCAAUGUCCCUCGAUCCGCGCGCUGCGCCAGUCUGCUCGAGGAACCCGUCCGCACGCUCGGCCUUUUUUCUGCUUUCUCACUGUUGCCUAUGGUGUCAACCUACGCCGAGAGAGACACAUCCCUCCCUCUUCCCCCCUCAGCGGCAGCUUCCAAUUUGCCUUCGCUUUUCUUUUCGCCUCUUCCAUUGGCUUGCGCGCUGCCAGUCAAGCGCUUCCUCUUUACAGGAGAGUUGAGUAGCAACAGCUCGGAAACAUCUGGCUGCCGCAGCUCUCGUCGCUCCGCUCGCCUGCUCCGUCUUUCCUGCCACCGCAGGUUGUUAUGGAAAGCUGUUGAAAGUCAAUCGAGUUGUUUUUCUCGCUGAGAGGAUUAGACGGAGGAAGCAGGAAGACGUUGGACCUGGUUGUCUGUUAUGAAGACAGCAUGGAGUUUCCAGACCACAGCAGACAUUUGCUACAGUGUCUGAGCGAGCAGAGGCAUCAGGGAUUCCUUUGUGACUCCACUAUUCUGGUCGGUGAUGCCCAGUUCCGAGCCCAUCGUGCAGUGCUGGCUUCAUGCAGCAUGUACUUCCACCUCUUUUACAAGGACCAGCUAGACAAAAGGGACAUUGUACAUCUGAACAGCGACAUUGUCACAGCCCCGGCCUUUGCUCUCCUGCUUGAGUUCAUGUACGAAGGAAAGCUCCAGUUCAAAUCGCUUCCAGUGGAGGAUGUGCUGGCUGCUGCCAGCUACCUCCACAUGUACGACAUUGUCAAGGUGUGCAAGAAGAAGCUCAAGCGGAAGGCCACAGCUGAGGCCGACAGCACCAAGCGGGAGGAGGAUGCUUCCAGCUGCUCGGACAAGGUGGAGAGCUUCUCAGAAGGUGGAAGCACGGGCCGGCCGGCCACCGCCGACCUGCUGCAGAGCGACGACGAGGACAUGGAGAACAAACGGGACAGCCCUCAGGAGCCAGGGAGCAUGUGGAUGCGUCUGCCUUCCGACCAGACCGCGUCUCCCACCACUAGCCCCAGGGAGGCGGAAACACACGGUCCCAACACUGGCAAAUCUCCUGCCGGCAGCCCCAGCAGCUCCACCGGCUCUCUGUCCCAUCGCUCAGCGGUGUCUCGGAGAGUCUCUGCUGACACCGAUUGUGUGCUUGACCUCUCUGUGAAGUCUGGUCUGGGCGGAGGUCCUGGGGAGACUAUUGCUGGCAACCCUUAUUUCUGCAGCUCUGUGACCCCAGACAGCCUCCAGAGUGCCUUGGUUCAAGUCAAGGUGGAAAAGGACACAGGCUCGGACGAUGACGAACUGGUGAGCGGCGACUACGAGAUGGAGCACAGCGGUGUCAAGGAGCCACCCAGCACCAACGGGACUCACAUCAGCCUCGUUGCACAACGGAGGUUGGGCCUGGAGGCUCACCUCUCGGCCCUGCGUGAGGCCUCACUGGCCAGUGAGCUGGAGCGGGACGACAAAGGAGGCGAUGACGACACAGGGGACAGCGAGCGAGCUCAUGAGGCCACGGGGGUUGAGAACUCCCUGUUGCCUUACGUCUCCAGCAUGCUGGGGGCUCCACAUACUCAGAUCUUCUUGUGCCCCUUAUGCAACAAGGUCUUCCCCAGCCCACACAUCCUGCAGAUCCACCUCAGCACGCAUUUCCGCGAACAGGAAGGCGUACGGUCCAAGCCGGCCAGCGAUGUCAAUGUCCCCACCUGCUCCAUCUGCGGCAAAACCUUCUCCUGCAUGUACACGUUAAAGCGCCACGAGCGGACACACUCGGGUGAGAAGCCCUACACAUGCACUACUUGCGGCAAGAGCUUCCAGUACUCGCACAACCUGAGCCGGCAUGCCGUCGUGCACACACGUGAGAAGCCACACGCCUGUAAGUGGUGCGAGCGGCGCUUCACACAGUCAGGGGACUUGUACCGACACAUCCGCAAGUUCCACUGCGAACUGGUCAACUCGAUCUCGGUCAAGAGCGAGGCGCUCAAUCUUCCCACAGUCAGAGACUGGGCACUGGAAGAUAGUUCACAAGAACUGUGGAAAUGAAAGCUAAACUGAUAGCAGACUGUUUGAACUGCUUGUUAAUUUAAUGAGAGAGAUCUGAGUGGCAUUUUUUGGGGCAAGAGAGGUGAAGGUAAGAGUGGGGCGGAGUGACGGCCGAAGGGUCUGAAUCAGUCAUUUUUCUUGUAUGUACAUUGCAAAUCUUGUUGAAUUGCACUUUACUAGCACAUGAAAAUGUUACUACUGAUUUUCUUUUAAUAUAUUUUCUGGUCUCU